Messenger RNA from Cynocephalus volans (Philippine flying lemur), 3660 nucleotides. RefSeq names its product von Willebrand factor A domain containing 5B1 (gene VWA5B1). The transcript has 21 exons. The coding region runs from base 1 to 3660 and encodes 1219 amino acids. The record is from RefSeq and is a predicted model, not a curated record. Lineage: Eukaryota; Metazoa; Chordata; Mammalia; Dermoptera; Cynocephalidae.
AUGCCUGGCCUGCUGAAUCGGAUCACAGGUGCAGCCCUGCCCCUCACCGCAUCUGAUGUCACCUCCUUCGUCAGUGGUUACGCCCUGGGCCUGACCGCCUCCCUCACCUACGGCAACCUGGAAUCCCAGCCCUUCCAGGGCCUCUUCGUGUACCCACUGGAUGAGUACACCACGGUGAUCGGCUUUGAGGCGGUCGUUGCCGACCGUGUCGUGACCGUACAGAUCAAGGACAAAGCCAAGCUGGAAAGCAGCCACAUCGAUGUCUCCCAGGUCCGAUCCGCAACUGUCACAGGGAACAUUCUGCAAGAGGGGGUUUCCAUCACCCCUCAUUCCUGCACACCAGGAAAGGUAGCCUUGGAUGAGGAUUUGGAGCGAAUCCUGUUCGUGGUCAACCUGGGGACCAUUACCCCCAUGGAGAACGUCACCAUCUUCAUCAGCACCUCUUCGGAGCUGCCGACACUGCCCAGCGGGGCUGUGAGGGUCCUUCUGCCUGCUGUCUGCGCCCCGAUCGUGCCCCAGUUCUGCUCCAAGAGCACUGGCCCCUCCAACCAACAGCCCCAGGGCAAGGACAGACAUUGCUUCGGUGCCCAGGCCCUGGACUCCUGGAACAAGUUGUGCCUGGCGACUCUCCUGGACACUGAUGUGUCCAACCCCAUGGAGUAUGACUUCAGCUUCCAGCUGGAGAUCCGUGGGCCAUGUCUGCUCGCAGGGGUGGAGAGUCCCACCCACGAGAUCCGCGCUGAUGCUGCCCCUUCUGCCUGCUCAGCCAAGAGCGUCAUCAUCACCCUGGCCAACAAGCACACCUUCGACCGGCCCGUGGAGAUCCUCAUCCACCCCAGUGAGCCCCACAUGCCACAUGUCCUGAUGGAAAAAGGGGACAUGACCUUGGGAGAGUUUGACCAGCACUUGAAGGGAAGAACAGAUUUCAUUAAAGGGACGAAGAAGGACCACAGUGCAGAGCGGAAGACAGAAAUCAUCCGGAAACGCCUCCACAAAGACAUCCCCCACCAUUCUGUCAUCAUGCUCAAUUUUUGUCCUGACCUCCAGUCAGUGCAGCCAAACCUGAGAAAGACCCGCAGGGAGUUCAUCUUCCUCGUGGACAGGAGCAGCAGCAUGAGUGGCACCAGUAUCCACCAAGUCAAGGAUGCCAUGCUGGUGGCCCUGAAGAGCCUUAUGCCAGCCUGCCUCUUCAAUGUCAUUGGGUUUGGAUCUACAUUUAAGGCCCUCUUCCCUUACAGCCAGACCUACAAUGAGGAGACCUUGGCCAUGGCCUGUGAUAACAUCCAGAGAAUGCGGGCUGACAUGGGUGGCACCAAUAUCCUUUCCCCUCUCAAGUGGAUCCUCCGGCAGCCAGUGCACCAAGGCCACCCGCGGCUCCUCUUCCUGAUCACUGAUGGCACUGUCAACAACACUGGGAAGGUGCUAGAGCUGGUGCGAAACCAUGCCUUCUCCAUCAGGUGCUAUAGCUUUGGAAUUGGACCCAACGUCUGCCACAGACUGGUGAAAGGGCUGGCAUCUGUGUCCAAGGGCAGUGCUGAGUUCCUGGUGGAGGGGGAGCGGCUGCAACCCAAGAUUGUCAAAUCCUUGAAGAAGGCCAUGGCCCCAGUCCUAAGUGAUGUGACUGUGGAGUGGGUCUUUCCCGAAACCACCGAGGUCCUGAUCUCACCUGUCAGCACAACCUCCCUUUUACCUGGAGAACGGCUGGUGGGUUACAGCAUUGUGUGUGAUGCCUCCUUGUACAUCUCCAAUCCCAGGUCUGACAAGAGGCGGCGGUACAGCAUGAUGCACUCUCAGGAGUCUGCCAGCUCCGUCUUCUACCACUCUCAAGAUGAGGGAACUGGCCCAGACAGUGCAGACUGUGCCAGGAGCUUGGGAACACCUUUCAGCCUGGGGCAGGCCAAAGAUGCCCGGCUAGUCAGUGGAGACUCCGCCACCAAUCCCGGUCUGGACCUCUCCCGGCGACGAAGGGCAUACAGCACCAACCAGAUCACCAGCCCCAAGCCCUUUCCAAGGGCCACCACGGCCAGUGACCCCACAGUGGCUGCCAGGAGAUACCCACUGCGUAAAGCCAAGCUGCAGGACCUCACUAUUCAGAGCAGCCCAGAUGUCCAGUGGUGGCAGAUCGAUUUGCAGCCCUUGCUGAACAGUGGCCAGGAUGUGAGCCAGGGCCCCAAACUCCAUGGACCAGGGGCCCGCAGGCCCUCUCUCCUGCCCCAAGGUUGUCAGCCCUUCCUACUCUCAGGCCAGGACACCCAGGCCUGGAGAGAGCUGGAUCCUGGGCACAGCCUGAAGCCUGCCUCAGACAGCCGCAGUCCUGGGGAUCUGGAGCCUUCCCAUCACCCCUCCGCUUUCGAGACGGAGACGUCCUCGGACUGGGAGCCUCUGGCCGAGUCCGAGGCGCGGGCCAGUUCCGGCAGGCCCGCCACCCCAAGCCCAGUGUUGGGCAAGGCCCUGGUCAAAGGCCUGCGCGACAGCCAACACAUGCAGUGGGAAGUGAGCUUCGAGCUCGAGCCCCCCGGUACGGGGCAGGGCGGUGCGGACGACGCCGACCUGUGGAGCAAGACCUUCCACCACCUGGCGGCCCGCGCCAUCAUCCGCGACUUCGAGCAGCUGGCGGAGCGCGAGGGCGAGAUCGAGCAAGGGUCCAACCGCCACUACCAAGCGAAUGCUGUGCACACCAGCAAGGCCUGCAACAUCAUCAGCAAAUACACAGCCUUUGUGCCUGUGGACGUGAGCAAGAGCCGGUACCUGCCCACCGUGGUGGAGUACCCCACCUCCGGUGCUGCACUGCGGAUGGCCAGCUCCCGGGUGCUGUCCCGACAGUGGAGGGACACAUCUGUGGGCUUCAGACGGCCCCAGACUGUGCUCAGAGAAGACUCGGCAGCAGGAGAUGGUGUGGAAGAGGGUCCAGCCACGCCCUUCACCGAGACCAUGUCUCCCAGUCGCGAGAGGCAUGUUGCUUCCGAAGGUCCGCCGCACAGUCUGUCCACCAAUACCCUUUCUUCCGUGAAGAGCUCAGAGACUCUCUUUGGAUCCAGGCUGAAUCUCCAGAAGUCCAGGCUGCUGACGCAAGCAGCCAAGGGCUUCCUGAGCAAGCCACUGAUCAAAGCUCCAGAGUCGACCUCAGGGAGCCAGAGCUUGGACUAUGUACCGCUGGUGUCUCUGCAACUGGCCUCCGGAGCUUUCCUGCUCAACCAAGCCUUCUGCGAGGCCAUCCACAUCCCCAUGGAGAAGCUCAAGUGGACCUCGCCCUUCACCUGCCACCGAGUGUCCCUCACCGCCCGCCAGCCUGAGUCUAAGACCCCGAGUUCCCAGCUGGCAAGCCACUCUCCUCAGCACGCCUCCUGCGACAGCUUCUCCCUGCAGCCUCCAGCCGAGGGCAAGCCAGGCUUGGAGCCCAGGGCGGUGGUAGAGCACACAGGGAAGCUGUGGGCCACGGUGGUGGGGCUGGCGUGGCUGGAGCACAGCUCGGCCUCCUACUUCAUUGAGUGGGAGCUGGUGGCCGCCAAGGCCAGCUCGUGGCUGGAGCAGCAGGAGGUGCCCGAGGGCCGCACGCGGGGCGCGCUCAAGGCCGCAGCCCGGCAGCUGUUUGUGCUCCUGCGGCACUGGGAUGAGAACCUCGAGUUCAAUAUGCUCUGCUACAACCCGAAUUACGUGUAG